This is a messenger RNA of Fomitiporia mediterranea MF3/22, 927 nucleotides long. RefSeq lists its product as uncharacterized. Gene Ontology annotation, biological process: fatty acid metabolic process. Gene Ontology annotation, molecular function: NAD+ binding; oxidoreductase activity, acting on the CH-OH group of donors, NAD or NADP as acceptor. The transcript is spliced from 9 exons. The record is from RefSeq and is a predicted model, not a curated record. NCBI's taxonomy places the organism in Eukaryota, Fungi, Basidiomycota, Agaricomycetes, Hymenochaetales, Hymenochaetaceae. The coding region runs from base 1 to 927 and encodes 308 amino acids.
AUGCCCAUCGCGCACGGAGUCAAGAAACUGGGUGUCCUCGGUGCAGGCCAAAUGGGCCUGGGUAUAGCCUAUGUCGCUGCCCUCCGAGCCAAAGUUGACGUCCUCCUGUACGACGCCUCCUCAGAGCAGAUCCAAAAGGGUGUACGAUUAAUGGACAAGCUCCUCGCAAAGGAUGUGGCGAAGGGCAAAAUCGUGGAUUACGAAGCACAAGCUGCCCGUGCGCGUGUGACUGUUGUGCCGCAGGAGAAAGGAUAUGCGGGGUUGCGAGAUGUGGAUAUGGUUAUUGAGGCUGUAUCAGAAAACCUCCCUCUCAAGCAAAAGAUAUUCGGCAGUCUAGCACAGGAAGUCUCACCAUCUGCAAUCCUCGCGUCGAAUACAUCGUCCAUCAGCCUUACGAAGAUCGCAGCUGCAACAAUUGCUGCUGACGUUUCUGCCGCAUCAGAGAAGGGAAAGGCGAAUGCUUCUAGAGUUGUCGGCUUGCAUUUCUUCAACCCAGUUCCCGUCAUGAAACUUGCGGAAUUAAUAGCAGCUCUUCAAACCUCGGAACAAACACUUUCUCGUGCGCGAGCGUUCGCAUUAGCAUGCGGCAAAGAGGUCACUACGUCUAAAGACGUGCCGGGCUUCGUAUCGAACGCACUACUCAUGCCAUUUAUCAACGAGGCUAUUAUGUGUCUCGAGAAAGGCACAGCAACUCGAGACGAUAUUGACAAAACCCUAAGACUCGGGAUGAAUCAUCCAAUGGGCCCGUUACAACUUGCUGAUUUCAUUGGCCUCGACACCUGCCUAGCCAUCCAACAGACUUUGUACAAUGGCACGGGAGACUCGAAAUACCGACCAAGCGUGCUUCUAGAGCGAAUGGUGGAUGCAGGGUGGUAUGGCAGGAAGAAUGGGAAGGGGUUUUACGAAUAUGAUAACACCUCUUCGUGA